This is a messenger RNA of Macrosiphum euphorbiae (potato aphid), 1905 nucleotides long. The record is from the annotation of a GenBank genome assembly. Lineage: Eukaryota; Metazoa; Arthropoda; Insecta; Hemiptera; Aphididae.
AUGGAAGACACGGUGAAGAUAACAAAAUUAUGUGCGGAAAACUGGUCGUUAUGGAAGUUCCAGAUGAAGGUCAUUUUAAAUGCCUUGGAAGUAGGUGAGAUAGUUUCAGGUGAAUGGACGAAACCAAGUCUACCUAUAAAAAAGUCGGCUGGAGAGACCGACGAGGAAGCCAAAGCACGUUGGCAAAGGCAUACUAGCGCUUGGAUAAAAGCGGACGGUAAAUGUCAGAAAAUAAUAGUUACCUCAGUGGACGAUGGUCCAUUACAAUAUUUGAUUAACUGUGAGACUGCAUUGGAAAUGUGGGAGAAACUGCUGAGUAUUUACGAGCAGAAGUCUGAGGCAAGUAUACAUUUGCUUCAACAACAAUUUUUCAGUUAUUCAAAGGAGUCGACAGAUGACAUGUCGACGCAUAUUUCUAAAUUGGUCAAUUUAGGAAGGAAACUGAGAGUAGCGGGUGAACCAGUUACGGAUAACAUGGUUAUGACAAAAAUACUAAUGACACUCCCAAAAGAAUAUAAUCAUUUUUACAGUGCUUGGGAUUCAGUCCCGACGGGAAGUAAAAAUAUAAAUAAUUUGACUAGUCGAUUGUUGAUUGAAGAAUCACGGGUUAUCCAGAUCAAAGGUGAAGUUGGUGAACAAGAGAAAUCGAGUGCAUUUCCGGCCAAAUUUCAAAACAGAUCUGAUGGAAGAAACGGCAGUCGUAAUUAUGGAAAAGGUAAAAAUCAAUUUACGAAUAAAAGUAAUAUUAAGUGUUAUUACUGUGGUAAACUAGGUCAUUAUAAAAGAGACUGUAGAAAUUUUCUACAAAGUGUACACGGUGGUAAAACCGGUACGAUAGGUGCGAACUUGAACGCAUUCGUAAGCGAGUCAAGUAUAAAUAAUAUUGCAACAGAUGCGUGGGUACUAGACUCGGGCGCGUCGGAUCAUAUGAGCGCAAAUCGAGAGUGGUUUUCAAGUUAUGAACCACUGGACAACACGCAACAAAUCACGAUAGGUGAUGGGACGAAUCUGUAUGCAGCAGGUAGAGGUAAUAUUAAUAUAUUAUCAUACGUAAACGGUAAUUGGAAUAAAAAUUACAUGGCAAAUGUGUUGCACGUGCCAGGACUAAAAUUUAAUUUAUUUUCGUGCGGAGCCGCGAUGGAUAAAGGUUUAGUAUUGACGUCAGAUAGUAAGACGUGUAUGUUAACUAAACAGGGGAAAACCGUAUGCUCAGGUAAGAGAUGCGGAAGGUUGUUUGAGUUAAACAUCAAGGUCGAAGUACCGACAAACGGGUACGCGACGGUAGCUGUCGAAAACAGGUUGUCUGUUUGGCACGAGCGCAUGGCACAUCAGAAUUUACAGUACGUAAAAAGUUGUUUGGCGAAACACGAAAUAGUAUGUUCGGCCAAGGACGACGAAUUCAUGUGCAGCAGUUGUAUAAUAGGUAAACAAAGUCGUAAAUCAUUUAGUAAAAGUAAUACGGAGUAUCACAAUGUCGGUGAUUUAAUCCAUGCAGACCUAUGUGGACCAAUGGAGGUAAGCUCUAUAGGCGGUUCAAAAUACUUUUUGUUAUUCAAAGACGACUACUCGCAUUAUAGAACGGUAUAUUUUAUUAAAAAUAAAUAUGAUGUUAAAAAUAUUUUUGAGACGUUCAUAAAAAGUGUUGAAACAGAAACAGGUUCUAAGGUCAAAAUAUUACGAACGGAUAAUGGAUUAGAAUUCGUAAAUAAAGAAAUUACGGGUAUUUUACAAAAACACGGGAUUCGACAUCAGUUAACAGUUCCCUACACACCACAGCAAAAUGGAAAAGUGGAACGGGAAAAUCGUACAAUAGUAGAGUCAGCGAGGACAAUGAUUUGUGCGAAAAAUUUGGAUGUAUCACUUUGGGCGGAGGCGGUAAACACGGCUGUUUACACGCUUAAUUGA